Messenger RNA from Hippoglossus stenolepis (Pacific halibut), 2105 nucleotides. Its product is annotated as fibrous sheath CABYR-binding protein-like. The record is from RefSeq and is a predicted model, not a curated record. The transcript has a single exon. NCBI's taxonomy places the organism in Eukaryota, Metazoa, Chordata, Actinopteri, Pleuronectiformes, Pleuronectidae. Bases 437 to 1834 code for a protein of 465 amino acids.
UACUCAUCUUGAUCUUUUACUCACUAUUUCUAUCUUUUAUUCUGAAAUGUCUUCAGCUAAUUCUUCAAAUGUUUUGUCUGAUUCUGUGCCGUCAUGUGUGUUGACUGUUUGUUGCGUCAUAUCAAUUAUCAAAACAACUUUUCUCGUUAACGUUUCUCAUUACUUUUAGAAAGUAAAAAAAGAAUCACUGCUCUGUAGUUUGACCAGAUGUGUUAAUUUGUCCCUGAAUCCAGAAGAGGUCACUCCCUCUGGAAAAGUUGGGUCAGAGUUUAAAGAAGCUCCACAGCAGAUAGGUAGUGAUUUUUAAAACAAGCAUGACAGUAGAAUAUUAUCACACUGACUUUGUCGUUGAUUCUUGAUGGUUUUUGUUUUGUGUUGUUUUCCUCUUGGCCACCGCUCCAUGGUGCAAAUCUUCAUUCUUGGGUGAAAUCUUAAAAUGACGUCAGUUUGCCUGAAGACUGAUCGUCAACAAACAGAAGUGGUUGAAGACAGAAAGGAGUCUUCUGUCAGAAAGAGUCGUGGACAAAGGAAUUCUCUUGCAGCAGAAGUUGAACAGAGACAAGUGGAAGUGAGGACGUUUGAGUUGAGGGAGUCCAGUGAAGAAAUCACUUUGAAAAUGCAGCAACAAAUGGUGAAAGAUUCUUUAUGGUUCUGUGAAGAUCAACAAGAUGAAUAUAAGGAGGCUGAAAAAUCCGUAGACACUGAACCAUGUGAUGAAGAAGACUUUGAUCAAGAAGAUGUGGACCUGAGAGAUGAAAUGUCUCUGACGUCAGUCUCCCCGCCUCUACAGAACUUUACACUUACACCAUCAAAGCUAGACAUCGCACCAAAGACUGCAAUGACUCAUCUUGCAAAGACAGAAGUUUCACCUCCUGACACUGGAUCUGCAUCCAAAGAAGAGGCUGACAAGGCAAGUGCUCAAGAACGAAAACUCAAAGAAGAAACUUGUACAGAGCAGACAGACACGACUGAAUCACCUAAAUCCGUAUGUCCUGAAGAAAUCCUCUUUGCAAUGGAGGAGCUUAAACCUCAAAUCUCUGCUACACUUGAAUUAGUCACAAUACAGCAGAAGUCUAGAGGACCUAAAUAUGUGGCUCCUUCAAAGCAAGCUGACUCUGUGGAAGUGGUUCCAUCUGAAAGACACAUGUCUUCGCCUCGUAGUAAACACAAGUCACCGCCUCCUGAACAAGACUUACCCAGGAUUCUACCUAAAACCAUGCUGUCUCAUCCUGUGACAGUUAUUCCUCCUGAGAAAGAAGCAAGGCCGGGUAAAAAGAUUGAGUUUCCGCAAGAAGACAUUACAAAAACUCCCAAAGCUACCGAUGAAAUGUAUGUUGAAGACACUGUAUUUCCAGAGAAAUCACGUCCUGUACAGGAAGAACUGUCUUUUGAAGAGGAACUCAUCCAAGCAACAACAUCAAUCCCAGAACGUCGGAGAGUGUCAUCUCCAGUUACAACUCAGAUUCCUUUGCCGGAGAAAACUGUCCUUCUUCAGGAAGAAACUGAACCAAAGAAGACAUCUCCUUCUCUUCCCAAAAUGUUUACUGCUCCUGAACAAACCUUUGUCCCUGAAGAAGUGACACUGUCCAAGAAAUCUAAAGACAAGGUUUCUUUGACUAAACAACCUAAGGUUCCACCACAGAAGAAAUAUUUUCCUUUUGAGCAAGAAACUCUUCUACCUGCUUCAGUCGGUUCCUCUGAGGAAACAAGAACCUCUGCAACGAAACCUCUAACACGAGCUGAUGAUGACAAACCAAAGAAGAGAACAGAGGAGGUUGAACAACAAACUCUUCAGACAGGUAAUCUGUUGUUCUUGAGCCGCUCAGGUUCAUGAUCUUCAUCAACUCCUCUUCAAAGAUGUUCACAUUUUUCAUACUCACAUACAAAACUAAAAGACAUUUCACUCUAAUCUUCACAUGGUCGCAUUAACCCUCUUUUUGUCUUUAAAACGUAUUCUUCUCUUAACAUAUUUCAUCGUUGACCUUCUUUCUUCAUUCUGUUACUUCUUUUGUUUGUUUGUGAAGUUAUUUGUAUUUAAAUCAUCGUUUAUAAGUCGUGAUAUUGAUCACAAUGUUUUCUUGGUCGUGAUCUUGGAAUCUUGUAUU